Vanrija pseudolonga is the source of this 509-nucleotide messenger RNA. RefSeq names its product Thioredoxin (gene trxA). Lineage: Eukaryota; Fungi; Basidiomycota; Tremellomycetes; Trichosporonales; Trichosporonaceae. Gene Ontology annotation, molecular function: protein-disulfide reductase activity. The record is from RefSeq and is a predicted model, not a curated record. The transcript is spliced from 5 exons. The coding region runs from base 23 to 433 and encodes 136 amino acids. Gene Ontology annotation, cellular component: cytoplasm.
GUCAAGUACAAGCAUAUACACCAUGGCCUCGCUCCUCCGCUCUGCCCGUGUAGCCUCGACGUCGUCGCGCCUUGUUGCCGCCAGGUCGCUCCACUCGUCCGCCGUGAGGCGCGACCACUUCCUCGACGUUGACCCGGCUGCAUUCAAGGCGCGCGCGCUCGACGAGAAGUCGUCCAAGCCCGUCCUGGUUGACUUUUACGCCGACUGGUGCCAGCCCUGCCGCGUCCUCCAGCCCUUGCUCAAGGGCCUCACCGCUCCCGGCUCCGACUACGACCUCAUCACCCUCGACGUUGACAAGUUCCCCGAGAUUGCCGGCGAGUACAAGGUCACUGCCCUCCCCACCGUUGUCGCGUUCAAGGACGGAAAGGUCAAGAACAAGUUUAUUGGGUUCCGCCCCGAGGCCGAGCUCAAGAAGUUCCUCGACCUUCUGUAGAUGGCGAGGAUGGACAUCUUGGACUGCAGAGCACGAGGAAGGUUUGGCCGAGGCGGAGGCGCAAUACGGAGUGCAG